Messenger RNA from Cordyceps fumosorosea ARSEF 2679, 2997 nucleotides. RefSeq names its product DNA ligase, ATP-dependent. Bases 1 to 2997 code for a protein of 998 amino acids. Gene Ontology annotation, molecular function: DNA binding; DNA ligase (ATP) activity; ATP binding. The transcript is spliced from 2 exons. The record is from RefSeq and is a predicted model, not a curated record. Gene Ontology annotation, biological process: DNA biosynthetic process; double-strand break repair via nonhomologous end joining; nucleotide-excision repair, DNA gap filling. Gene Ontology annotation, cellular component: DNA ligase IV complex. NCBI's taxonomy places the organism in Eukaryota, Fungi, Ascomycota, Sordariomycetes, Hypocreales, Cordycipitaceae.
AUGAGCCAACUGCGGGCUAAAACGCCGAGCAGCGAUGCUGAGCGCGAGGAGGAAAUCCAAUACGGCUCGGACGAAGCCCGACUUGAGCUGGACGAAAAAUAUCCCAACAGACCGCACAAUUUUGCCAAGACUCUUCUCUUCUCAGACCUCUACAGAGACCUCUUCAAUCCGCUCAAUGAGAACAAGCGCCAACCUACAGGUGGCGUCGCCCGGAAAAAGGGUCCUCGCGGACAAACGCAGCUCUCGCCGCAGGAGCAGCGGCGCCAUAUUAUUGACCGGUUCAUAGUGCGCUGGCGCAAGGAAGUCGGUCCGGACUUUUAUCCCGCACUGCGCUUGAUCCUUCCCGACAAGGAUCGCGACCGCGGCGUCUACGGCCUGAAGGAGAAUGCUAUAGGAAAGCUUCUCGUCAAGCUGAUGAAGAUUGACAAAAAUUCCGAGGACGGCUACAACUUGCUGCACUGGAAGUUACCGGGUCAGACCAUGGCUGCCCGGCUGGCUGGCGAUUUCGCGGGGCGCUGCUUCGAGGCCAUCUCCAAGCGCCCGAUGCGCACCGAGCCCGGCGACAUGACCAUUGCCGAGGUGAAUGAGCAGCUGGACAGGCUGGCCGCUUCUGCAGGGGAGAGCGAGAAUCUGCACGUCUUUGAGACCUUCUACAAUCGCAUGAAUGCCGAAGAGAUGCUGUGGCUGAUCCGUAUCGUCCUUCGACAGAUGAAGGUUGGCGCGACGGAAAAGACGCUCCUGUAUUUGUGGCACCCGGAUGGCGAGACACUGUUCAGUGUAUCUUCGAGCCUGCGUCGCGUAUGCUGGGAGCUGUACGAUCCUGCGAUGCGGCUCGAGUCGGAGGGAGCGGGCAUCACGUUGAUGCAGUGCUUUCAGCCGCAGCUGGCGCAGUUCCAGACGCCGGCCUCCUUCAAGAAGAUGAUUGAGCUGCUGCGACCGACAGCCGACGACCCCGAGUUCUGGAUUGAGGAGAAGCUGGACGGUGAGCGCAUGCAGAUGCACAUGAUAGAGGACCCGGCGACCCCUGGCGGAAAACGCUUCUGCUUUUGGUCGCGCAAGGCCAAGGAGUACACCUACCUCUACGGCCACGGCUUCCAAGACGCCAAUUCCAGUCUAACGCGCCACCUCAAAGAGGCGUUUGCGUCGGGCGUACGCAACAUCAUUCUCGACGGCGAGAUGAUCACCUGGGACAUGGAGGUCGACAAGAUGGUCCCGUUCGGCACGCUCAAGACGGCCGCGCUCGCCGAGCAGCAGAAUCGCUCGGGAUCGGACUCGUCUGGUCACCGGCCGCUAUUUCGUGUCUUCGAUAUCCUAUACCUAAACGACAAGCAGCUGACGCAGUACACUCUGCGUGACCGACACAACGCCCUGGAAAAAGCCGUAAAGCCUGUGCACCGGCGCCUCGAAAUUCACGGGUACACGCGCGCGACGUCGGCGGACGCCAUCGAGCCGCUGCUGCGAGACGUGGUGGCCAACGCCUCCGAGGGUCUGGUGCUCAAGAACCCGCGCUCCAUGUACCGUCUCAACAGCCGCAACGACGACUGGCUCAAGGUCAAGCCCGAGUACAUGUCCGAGUUUGGCGAGUCUCUCGACUGCGUCAUCAUCGGCGGCUACUACGGAUCCGGGCGACGCGGCGGCACGCUGUCGAGUUUCCUGUGCGGCCUGCGGGCGUCGCCCAGCCACAUAGCAGCCGGUGCGGACCCCGAGAAGUGCUUCAGCUUCUUCAAGGUCGGCGGCGGCUUCCGAGCCGAGGACUACGCCGAGCUCCGGCACCGCACCGAGGGCAAAUGGCAAGACUGGGACGCGCGCAACCCGCCGUCGCGGUACGUCGAGCUCGGCGGCGGCGAGGCCAAGCAGUUAGAGCGGCCCGACGUGUGGAUCCGGCCGAAGGACUCGGUCGUCGUGUCCGUCAAGGCGGCGAGCGUCGGGCCCUCGGACUCGUUCGCGCGCGGGUACACGCUGCGCUUCCCGCGCUUCCGACGCCUGCGGCUGGACCGCGCGUGGGACAGCGCGCUGUCAGUCGACGAGUUCCAGAGCCUGAAGCAGCACGCGGACGAGGAGUCGAAGCAGAAAGCGAUGACGGUGGAGGACCGCAAGCGCCGCAACCCGAAGCGCGUGAAGCGCGAGCUCGUCAUCGUCGGGGCCAACGGCAAGGGCUCGCAGCCGCAGCCGCAGCCGGCCCAGGCGACGAAGCUCUUCUCGGCGCUCGAGUUUUGCGUGCUGUCUGAGUCGCUCAAGCCGUUCAAGCACACGAAAGCGGAGCUCGAGGCCCUCAUCAAGGAGAACGGCGGCACCGUGUCGCAGCGCGCCGCUCCCGGCACGUCCAUGGUGCUUAUCGCGGACAAGAAGGUCGUCAAGGUUGCCAGCCUCAUCAAGCAGGGCGACGUCAACAUCAUCCGGCCCCGGUGGAUCCAGGACUGCCUGACGCAGCUCCGGGCCGACGCGGACAUUGGUGGUGAGGCCUUUUUGCUGCCGUACGAAGAGGCGCAUCUGUUCCACGCGACGGGCGCGCUGAAGAGCGCGGCGGCGCAGAACACAGAUUGCUACGGCGACAGCUACGCGCGGGACUUGCCGCUGGAGGAGCUGCGGGCGCUGAUGCGCGACAUGCCCAAGCUCGAGAGCGGGGAGGAGGCGUUCGAUAAGGGCAGGUUCCUGGCGGAGCUGGAGGAGAGGGGGCGGGACAUGUCGGCGCGGCUGCGGAGCAUGAUGUUCCAGCGGUGCGUGGUGUGUGUUCACCGCAUGGGGGAGGGCGCGGGCGCGGGCGAGGCGGAGAGGCUGGCGCGGUAUGUGCGGUACGGAGGCGGUGUCUGCGUGGACGGGCUGGAGAGCGAGGGGCUUACCCAUGUCGUGGUGAUUGGGGAUGAUCAAGACGCCGCGGCUGCAUUGCGACGAGAGCUGAGUACGAGAGCGAAGCUGCCGCGCCUAGUUCGUGGUAGCUGGGUCGAGACGUGCUGGAAGGAGAGGUCUCUCGUUGAUGAAGAACAGUACGGCGUAUAA